Schistocerca americana (American grasshopper) is the source of this 4113-nucleotide messenger RNA. It is a transcript of the gene Gbeta5, whose product is annotated as guanine nucleotide-binding protein subunit beta-5. The transcript has 11 exons. Lineage: Eukaryota; Metazoa; Arthropoda; Insecta; Orthoptera; Acrididae. The record is from RefSeq and is a predicted model, not a curated record. Gene Ontology annotation, molecular function: signaling receptor complex adaptor activity; protein binding. Bases 2789 to 3856 code for a protein of 355 amino acids. Gene Ontology annotation, cellular component: cytoplasm; heterotrimeric G-protein complex. Gene Ontology annotation, biological process: G protein-coupled dopamine receptor signaling pathway; G protein-coupled receptor signaling pathway.
UCAUUGUUAAUUUAUACUCUCUUCUGUUUUAUACACCACAAGAGAAAAAAAAAAAGGCACCACAAAAGAAUUAUCCACUUGGGAUGGAAACUGGUAGAUAUGAUGUACAUGUACAGACAAACAAAUGAUUACAAUUUCAGAAAAACUGGAUGAUUUAUUUAAGAGAAAGAGCCUCACAGACUGAGCAAAUCAAUAACACAUUGACCCACCUAUGGCCCUUAUGCAGGCAGUCAUUCGGCUUGGCAUUAAUUGAUAGAUUGUUGGAUGUCCUCCAGAGGGAUAUCAUGCGAAAUGCUGUCCAAUCAGUGCGUUAGAUUGUCAGAAUCUCAAGCUGGUAGGAAGGCCCUGCCUGUAAUGCUCCAUAUGUUCUCAGUUGAGAACAGGUCAGGCCAACAUAGGAUUCGGCAAGAAUGAAGACAUGCAAUAGAAACUCUCGCUGUGUGGGGGUAAGCUUCACCUUGCUGAAAUGCAAGCCCAGGAUGACUUGCCAUGAAGGGCAACAAAAUGGAGUAUAGAAAAUCAUCAACGUGCAGUUGUGCUGUCAUGGUGCUAUGGAAAACAAUCAAAAGGAUCCUGCUUUGAAAAGAAAUGGCAUCCAAGACCAUCACUUCUGGCUAUUGGUCAUAUGGCAGGUGACAAUCAGACACAUCUUCAUUAAUUGUGGAGGCUCAUUUUGAAGUGGGAUGCGUCUACACUGAAAGUUUGAGCACUAUGCUUUAUUUUCCACAAAUAAUUUUGCAAUGUCUGCUGUAUAUACCCCACGCCAUAGCAACUUUGUUGUGACAAAUAUAGUCCAAUGCCUUUGGAAGGUCAAGGACCAUAUAUCUAAUUCUUCUUUGCUCACUUGCUGCUUUGCCUCUUUCAGAAUAUUUAAAAUAGAAUUUCCUAGUCUGUCUUAUAACAAUUUGCACUGUUUUAUGUAAGACCGAUCUGACGGUAACUGAUCUAUAAUUUUCAGCAUUUGAUUGAUCCCUGCCUCUAUGAACAGACAUGAUUUUUAACACUACUUAAACCAUAGUUAAACUUGUCAGUGAUCUCAUCCAGAAAUCCGAACAGCAAGUAACAUAGAAUUUUCCUUUAUUGUGAAUUGUUGUACUAGUAAAAACUGUUGCUAUAGUUUGAGACAUUCUGUUUAGUAAUUCAGUAGCUGUAAGCGAUUGAUUUCAGUUAUAAUUGUUCAUUAUUUACACCUAAUGACAAAUACUUCGUCUGAGGAUAAAAGAUGGAGAUCUUCAGAUUCUAACAAUGUUAGAAAAGGGAACUAGGAGAAGACAGCAACUGUAAGUUAGUGUUUGAAGAAGUGCUGAACAAAGAUCCAAUAUUAUAAGAAAAUUUAAUUAUUUGGAAGACUGGAAUGAAUGAUAGUUGCAUCUGACAGACCUCAUUACAAUACCUUCAGUUUGUAGAAGGCAAUCAAGGCAGAAUGAUGAUGCACAGCUUCGAGGGUGUAGUUUGAACUACAGAGUGAGAACAAAAUGUGACGCCAUUAUGUAUGAAGUUCCUAUGGAGAAAAGCCUUCAUGACAGUGUUUGGAAUAGCAAGGUGAUGAUUAAUGACAGUUAAAAGAUUAAUGAAGUUGUGUGUCUCUCCUCGUGAUGGAAGGGGUAAGCAUGGAAAUAGGCCAUAGAAAGUUAAGGAAGGAGGAGAAAAGGCAGUUGAUAAUCGUACUGAUUCAUUUUAGGGUAGAUUAAGUCAUUGCAGUAAUGACAAAACCAGGAUAUUUUAUCUCCCAAAGGAACUUUCAGUGAAAAAAAAUACACAAAAUGUUCCAGGAAAAAUACCCAAAUUGUGACAUUUCAUGUCAGAUGUAUAGAACAAUAAUCAGCAUCCAAUUCAAUGUAGUGCACACACUCUGUGAUAAGUGCUGAAUGCAAGAGUAUCUGAAAAUUUAGGUAAUGAUAUGAAGAAACAAGCCUGGAAAGAAAUUAAUAUCACCACCAUUGACCACAAGAUUCACAAAGUCAAAGCUGAAACUUUUUAUUCCAGAAAGAGAAAUACGUGUUUAAGAAGGCAAAAUUCUAAUGAAACCGAAGCAAACUUUGUACUUACGAAGUACCACCAUAAUUAUCUCUAUUGCAAAAGGCAGUUGUUUACUCCAUAAAAAUUCAUCAGCUGUCAAAUGGAAUUCUGUUGUUCUACACCUUUGUUGUUGUUUUUCUUAAUCUCUGUGCGACAGAAUUGUUGGACAAGAAAGUCAAACAUAUUUAAUUUUUUAUGAUUCACGUUCAGGCCAGAAUAAGAAUUACACUGUUCCAAGUUAUCUUAAUUAUCCUGUGAGUGAACUAAAACUUCUGAAGACAGUGAAAGUAACUUUUCCUAUUGGAGGACACUUUCGUGGAGUGUGGUAAGAAUAUAAUUUAUAAUAUAAAAGCAGCUGUAGAAGUACCGAUGGGUUAGGUGCGAAUAGUGGUUAAAGCUCAAUGGAGACCUAAACCUUUUGAUGUUGUGAUAGCCAAUCAAGAUUUUAUAAAAAAUUGUUAAUCAUUUCUGCAAAAGAAAAAUUUGAGAAAGUGCUAAAAAGACCCUUUGGUGGGGUAGUAAACAAAAAAAACUGCUCCGCCUCAUUCAACAUCGAGAAACUUAUAAUGUAGCUAUCAUUUCAUUGGUGGUGAGAGCUUCACAGCAACUUCAAGAUCAGCAGCCUGGAGAGUACAUCUCCUGCUUACUAAGGCCCUCUGGCAAUAUCAAAAGAAGAAAAGUAUCAGGACCUCCAUGUUUUGAAGGAGUGUUGUUUUCAAGAAGCUAGUGUGUUUUACACAUACCUUUUACACUAGGCUGAAAAGAAAAAAUGGCUUCUGAUGCAGACUUAAAAGUCAGCAGUCCAGUUGAAACUAUAGAGUCUUUAACGAAAGAGGCAGAAGCACUGAAAGCAAAGCUUGAAGAAGAAAGACAGAAGCUGAAUGACGUAGCAUUGUCAACUGUCGCUGAAAGACUGGAGGUGAUAAAUUAUCUCAACAUCAAACCUCGACGUUUGCUCAAAGGGCAUCAAGCAAAGGUCCUGUGUUCUGACUGGUCACCAGAUAAGCGUCACAUUGUCUCAUCUUCUCAGGAUGGGAAAAUGAUUAUAUGGGAUGCAUUUACAACUAACAAAGAACAUGCUGUUACAAUGCCUACUACAUGGGUGAUGGCUUGUGCAUAUGCUCCAUCAGGAAAUUUGGUUGCAUGUGGAGGUUUAGACAACAAGGUAACAGUAUACCCAUUGAGCCUUGAGGAAGAUGUUUCAACAAAGAAAAAAACAGUUGGUACUCACACAAGUUACAUGUCUUGCUGCACAUUUCCAAAUUCUGAUCAGCAGAUCCUGACAGGGAGUGGAGAUUCUACAUGUGCGCUGUGGGAUGUGGAAUCAGGACAGUUGCUGCAAAAUUUCCAUGGUCACAAUGGAGAUGUAAUGGCCAUUGAUCUUGCUCCCUCUGAGACUGGCAAUACAUUUGUAUCUGGGAGCUGUGACCGGAUGGUUCUCAUAUGGGAUAUGCGAACAGGGCAGUGUGUUCAGUCAUUUGAAGGCCAUCAGUCAGACAUAAAUAGUGUGAAAUUUCAUCCAAGUGGAGAUGCUGUAGCUACUGGUUCAGAUGAUGCAACAUGUCGUUUAUUUGAUCUGAGGGCAGACAAAGAAGUUGCUGUGUACUCCAAAGAGAGCAUCAUCUUUGGUGUUAAUUCUGUGGAUUUCUCUGUUAGUGGGAGGCUUCUAUUUGCUGGAUAUAAUGAUUAUACUGUUAAUGUCUGGGAUUCACUAAAGUGUGUAAGAGUGACUCUGUUGUAUGGUCAUGAGAACAGGGUAUCUUGCCUGCAAGUGUCACCUGAUGGAACAGCUCUUUCUACCGGAAGCUGGGAUUAUACUUUACGGGUGUGGGCAUAGUCAUUAGAAUACCUACUACCAAACCAAAGAUGAUCUGCAUUUAUUAAGUUUAUAAUGAUAAUCCAAAGUCUCAUGUUUGUGUGUCUGAGCUUCAAAAUACUAGUCCCCCACUGAGUGAGAAACCAAAUUAAUUAUGUAUUGGAUUAGUGUAGUUACUCGUACCUUGAAGAAAUGUAAUUUCUGCAUGUGUAAAGUAGUGUGAAAUGUACUGUUUUAAAUGGAUGUAGUAACUAAAUAAAAUUACAUCAGUCAUUAAA